Molecule: messenger RNA, 1008 nt
Organism: Drosophila kikkawai
Lineage: Eukaryota; Metazoa; Arthropoda; Insecta; Diptera; Drosophilidae
Product: C-type lectin domain family 4 member F-like
Source: RefSeq, a predicted model, not a curated record
AUGCACAGCUUCACUACAUUCUUCCUCUGGGCGCUGGCUGCCUGUAUCCUGUGGCAAGGAUCCUACGCGAAGGAUCCUUCGAAGGGUUACAUAUGCCUCAUUGAGGAUUCAAUACAAAAUCAGUGCGACAGUUUUUGUCUGACUGAACUAAGCCCACGGCUUAGCGAAGUCGUCAAAGCCCAGAACCAAGGGAAUACUAAGCUAGAGACAUUGAAAGUGAAAAUAGGAGAAGUUCAGGCCACGCUGGAAGGACAACUACAAGGAGUGGAAGCUAAGCUGGAAGGACAACAGGUGGUACUCACCAAGGUGGAGGGCUUCCGAGCAAAACUGGAAGGAAGCCUGCUGGCGGUACAAACCAAGCUGGAUGGACGACUACAAGGAGUGAAAAAUAAGCUAGAAGGACAACUUCAGGGGGUGCAAACCAAGGUGGAGGCUAAACUGGAUAAAGGUCUCCUUGCGGUACAAACAAUGAUUGAAAUCCAACUUCAAGCUGUUGUAAAUCAACUGCAGUUAGUCCAGAACAAGAUAGAUGCUGCCAAGGUGGAAGCGCAAGUACAUCCCAUAUCAUAUAAGACGGCCGCCCCUCAACAAGCAGCCAAGGCAGUCCCUGCUUCAGCCACGAUUACUACUUCAUCUGGAUUCGAGCUAAUCGGAACCAGAUAUUUUAGAAUUGUAAAUGAAAAGGUGGAUUAUAAGACUGCUGAGAGAAGGUGUCGUGAGAUGGGUGGUUACUUAGCCUCCUUUCGAAAUGAAGAAGAAAUGAACGCCGUUAUACCAAAACUUGAUAAUUGGCCGGGUUACUGGCUAGGCAUUAAUGAUAGAAAGAGUGAGGGCCACUUCGUAUCUGUGGCCUCGCACAAGCCAGCACCAUUUUUGAAGUGGCAUAAGAGAGAACCAAACGACAAAUACCAUAAUGCGAACUGCGUCAAAUUGUUUGUUGGCGAAAUGUGGAGCCACCUUUGUAGUGCUGACUAUUAUUUUAUUUGCCAGGCGGACAAUGAAACUUAG